UGGAUAAGAAAAAUGAAAGCCCUUUGCAUGUAGCAAUGUACUCGUGGUUUGCUCUUGGCCACCUUACAUCAUUCCUACAAUUAGCAAACAAACUAGCUAAGAGAGGUCACAAAAUCUCUUUUUUCCUCCCAACUAAAACCCAACCCAAACUAACACCUCACAAUCACCAUCCUCACCUUAUAACCUUCAUCCCGAUCGAGGUGCCCGCCGCCAACGGGCUACCUUCCGGGGCCGAGACAACCGCCGACGUACCCUACGAGGACCGGUCUCUAAUCAUGGCCUCUAUGGACUUGACCCAGGAUACCAUUGACUCCUUCCUUGGUCAACUCAAACCCGAUCUAGUCUUCUUUGACUUUACCGAGUGGCUACCCGGACUGGCCCGUAAACACGGGGCCAAGUCCGUGUACUACGCCACAAUGUUCACGGUUAGCGGGGCUUAUUUCUUGCCCCGGGCUAGGGCUCAACCCGGCGGUCAGGACUUGACACGGCCGCCACCUGGAUUCCCUUCCUCCAAGUCGGACAUGAUCACCUUGCGGGCCCAUGAGGCCCGCGAGGUGGGGUACGCUGUAACCCAUAUGGAAUUUGGUGGGAAAGGAAAGACGUUGAUUCAAAGGCAUGCCGUUGCUCUAGAAGCAUGUGAUGCCUUUGCAGUCAAGAGUUGUAGGGAGAUGGAGGGGGUUUAUAGUGAUUUUAUUCAAUCGGUGUACGGAAAGCCCGUGUUAUUGGCCGGGCCGGUGGUGCCAAAACCACCAGCAGCUAGGUUGGAUGACCAGCUGUUAGGGUGGCUUAACGGUUUUGAUAAGGGUAGUGUGAUCUAUUGUGCACUUGGGAGUGAAUGCUUUCUAAGUAAGGACCGUUUUCAAGAGUUGCUUCUUGGUCUUGAACUCACAGGCAAGCCGUUUUUUGCUGCUCUGAAACCACCAAUCGGUAACGUAACGGUAGAGUCUUGUUUACCGCAAGGGUUUGUAGAGAGAACAAAGGGAAGAGGAGUUGUUCAUGGGGGUUGGGCACAACAACAACUAAUCCUACAACAUCCUUCAAUUGGAUGCUUUGUGACACAUUGCGGCGCCGGAUCUUUAUCGGAAGCUAUGGUUAGUGAUUGUCAAUUGGUAUUGUUACCUCAAGUUACCGAUCAAUUCAUCAAUGCUAGGAUGAUGAGUUUGGACUUGAAAGUUGGGAUUGAAGUCGAUGAGAAAUUAGGGAAUAAUAAGGAUGGAAUUUGUAAGGCAAUUAAGGAGAUUAUGGACCUAAAGAGUGAUGUAGGAAGGGAAACAAAGAAUAAUCGUAAGAAAUGGAGGGAAUUCUUGUUGGGAAAUGGGCUUGAAGAGUCUUACAUUAGUGGAUUUAUUGAGAAUCUAAGAAGUUUGGUUGGAUGAAAGUAAGGCGAUAUAUGGUGUAGACGAGAUUCGAUCUUAAAUCUUGGGUACUAUUUCCUCGAUUAAUGCUUUACCAACUAAGCUAGAGUAGUUGACAUCCGCACCUCUAUAGUCUUUUCACUUUUCUUUUUAUCCUUCUAACAAGUGUUGUGCAGCUCGAUCGAUGUCUCGAGUUGCUAUUUAAAUAUAUACCAUACUAUGAUUGAUCAUUGAUAAUUAUUUUUGAAAGGUUCUACUUUCGUAUGUGAUUGAUCCCUGAAUAAUAGGAGGAAUUGUAUUUUUCUUUUUGAAAUGUUUUUAUGUAAUAUUUAUUCAUUUAUAUAUUGCUUUACUGUAU
Messenger RNA from Spinacia oleracea (spinach), 1713 nucleotides. Its product is annotated as cyanidin 3-O-galactoside 2''-O-xylosyltransferase FGGT1-like. Gene Ontology annotation, molecular function: UDP-glucosyltransferase activity. The transcript is spliced from 2 exons. Bases 36 to 1376 code for a protein of 446 amino acids. The record is from RefSeq and is a predicted model, not a curated record. NCBI's taxonomy places the organism in Eukaryota, Viridiplantae, Streptophyta, Magnoliopsida, Caryophyllales, Amaranthaceae.